GGCGCCGUCCGAGCGGGCCGACUCCCGUGUGCCGCGCCAGACGCUGCGGAGGCUCCGGACGCCGCUACUAUCGCCUGAGCAUUUGAACCAUCUCAUCAUUGACUUUGACAUGGGGUCCUCCAAGAAGGUCACUCUCACAGUCCUCAGCCGGGAGCAAUCAGAAGGGGUUGGAGCAAGAGUCCGCAGAAGUAUUGGAAGACCUGAGUUAAAAAAUCUAGACCCGUUCUUGCUAUUCGAUGAAUUUAAAGGCGGUAAACCAGCUGGAUUUCCCGAUCAUCCACAUCGAGGUUUUGAAACGGUAUCUUACCUCCUGGAAGGGGGCAGCAUGGCCCAUGAAGACUUCUGUGGACACGUUGGUAGAUUGGACCCAGGAGACCUACAGUGGAUGACAGCAGGCCGGGGCAUCCUGCAUGCGGAGAUGCCAUGCACAGAGGAGCCUGCUCAUGGAUUGCAACUUUGGGUGAAUUUAAGGAGCUGUGAAAAGAUGGUGGAACCUCAGUAUCAAGAUCUAAAAAGUAAAGAAAUACCAAAGCCUUCCAAAGAUGGUGUAACCAUCGCAGUGAUCUCCGGGGAAGCUCUAGGGGUAAAGUCAAAAAUUUACACACGAACACCAACUCUGUAUUUGGAUUUUAAAAUGGAUGGAGGCUCGAAACACACUCAGCCUAUUCCCAGAGGAUGGACCAGUUUUAUUUACACGCUCUCCGGAGAUGUAUACAUCGGGCGAAGGAUAUCAGUGGCCAUGUGUUUCCUCUGCAAUAGUCAUUUGGUCAUGAACUUCCUAGUCCAGACAGUCAUUGUGUCAUUCAUGAUGGACCAGAAAGGAAGCCAUUUUGUCCUGAUAGCUGGGGAACCAAUAAGGGAGCCAAUAGUACAGCAUGGCCCAUUCGUAAUGAAUACCCGCGAAGAAAUCUCUCAGGCCAUCCUCGAUUAUAGAAAUGGGAAGAAUGGAUUCGAAAAGGCCAAAACAUGGAAAUCAAAGAUCGGAAACUAGUGAAGACCACAAGAGCAGGUCUCCAUGCUUCCUAGAAUUUGGUCAUUUGUAGCAUGCAACUAUUCAAGACCUUUAGUUUCUAAAGCUAACUUAGCCGGUGCAUCUAAAGAAUUACACGCUAAAGUGGUAGCCUGGUUUAUGUAACAAUGCAUGUAAGAUGAGAGUUUCCUGGAACCUGCAAAUAAAACUAAUCGUUGC
This is a messenger RNA of Otolemur garnettii (small-eared galago), 1189 nucleotides long. RefSeq names its product pirin (gene PIR). Gene Ontology annotation, cellular component: nucleus. The record is from RefSeq and is a predicted model, not a curated record. Lineage: Eukaryota; Metazoa; Chordata; Mammalia; Primates; Galagidae. The coding region runs from base 110 to 991 and encodes 293 amino acids. Gene Ontology annotation, biological process: monocyte differentiation. Gene Ontology annotation, molecular function: quercetin 2,3-dioxygenase activity. The transcript has 10 exons.